UCAUCUUGAGUCGGACCGCAGUGUGCUGAAGAGGAGAGAGUGGGAGAGGAGGAACCAAGAGGUCCAGCAAGAUGAAGACCUGUUUUCAACUGGAUUCAACCUGUUUGGAGAACCUUAUAAAACUAAUAAAGGUGAUGCUUUGGCCAGUCGUGUCCAGAACACGCUGGGCUCCUAUGAAGAAAUGAAGGACCUGUUAACCAGCCACUCCAACCAGAGCCACUUAGUGGGAAUCCCCAAAGGCAGCACUACAACCAACAACCAGCAGCAACCACUGGGCUCCUCAGCUGCAGAGAGGCCUGCCAUGGACCCCCAGCUGUUCAGUGAGGCUCUGAGAGGAGGAGUGGGUGGAGGAGCAGAGGGAGGUGGGGACAAAACAAUGGGGAAUGGCUCGUCUUCAUCCUUGGCUUCCAUGCAGGCCCCCAUCGUCACCACGUCAACGUCAAACUCUACAACGGUUCCACAUCAGGGCUCAAAAAAGUCCCGGAGCUCCAUGGACUGGUCGAGGGGCAGCCACGGACCAAGCGGUCAGGCGACAGGCCUUGUUGUGGGGUCGGGGCAGAACGUCCAGGGGCAGGUGGCAGCAGGAGCUACGGGAAGCAGGGCCAAAAUGAAUUUAUUAGAGGAACAACAACUACAGCGGCACGAGGAGCUGUUCAGCUCACUUAAAGAUGAACUGGGUCUGAAAGUAGAUUCAAGCCCUUCUUCCUCGUCUUCGUCCUCUUCCUCCUCUUCUUCCUCUCGACGGCAUUCGUCCCACCCAUCCAAAGCCCAUCCCCUUUCAGAUGGUGGCAACUUUCGAUCCUCCAAUGUGGAUGGUUGCCACUUCAAGUCUUCCGCGAGCACAGAAAUUGGCAGAUCUUUUAAAUCCUCCCCAUUCGAAAAUGAAACAGGUUGUCACUUUUCUUCAUCUUCCUCUCCGCUCGCUUCCACGUCAGUUCUUGUGACCCCCACUCCAGGUCUAACCACCCCCACAUCUGGACUGACCACACCCACCUUCCCACCUGGUAGCCUUUCCGGGAAGCCCAUCCCUGUGCAACAGAAACCUACAGCAUAUGUUCGACCAAUGGAUGGCCAGGACCAAGCACCCAGCGACUCCCCCCAGCUUAAACCCCCUCUAGUGGCCACAGAGGGUUUUAACAACAACCAGCCUUUUGGAGGAACUUCUGGAAAUGUGAAGACCAAACUGCCAAAGCUGAGUCUCAACCACACGGGAGAG
Messenger RNA from Austrofundulus limnaeus, 1216 nucleotides. RefSeq names its product AF4/FMR2 family member 2. The record is from RefSeq and is a predicted model, not a curated record. Gene Ontology annotation, cellular component: nuclear speck. Gene Ontology annotation, molecular function: G-quadruplex RNA binding. Lineage: Eukaryota; Metazoa; Chordata; Actinopteri; Cyprinodontiformes; Rivulidae. Gene Ontology annotation, biological process: regulation of RNA splicing.